AUGGACUCCGCGGCUCGCCAACAACCUCAAGUUCAACCUUGUAGAUACAAGGUCGGCAAGACGUUGGGAGCUGGCUCCUAUUCCGUCGUGAAAGAAUGCGUCCAUAUCGAUACUGGCCGCUACUAUGCUGCCAAGGUCAUCAACAAGCGGCUUAUGGCCGGUCGCGAACACAUGGUUCGCAACGAAAUCGCUGUCCUUAAGAAGGUCUCCAUGGGCCACCAGAACAUUCUUACCCUCGUCGAUUACUUCGAGACCAUGAACAACCUCUACCUCGUUACCGAUCUUGCUCUAGGCGGCGAGCUCUUUGAUCGAAUCUGCCGAAAGGGUUCCUACUUCGAGUCAGAUGCUGCGGACUUGGUUCGCGCUACAUUGUCGGCUGUCGCUUACCUCCACGACCAUGGAAUUGUCCAUCGCGACCUGAAGCCCGAAAACCUACUCUUCCGAACCCCCGAGGACAAUGCAGACUUACUCAUUGCAGACUUUGGACUUUCACGAAUUAUGGAUGAGGAACAGUUCCAUGUUUUGACUACAACCUGCGGUACCCCUGGAUAUAUGGCCCCCGAGAUCUUCAAGAAGACCGGUCACGGCAAACCGGUAGAUCUCUGGGCUCUUGGUGUCAUCACAUACUUCUUGCUCUGUGGUUAUACCCCCUUCGACCGCGAUUCUGAUUUUGAAGAGAUGCAGGCCAUCCUCAAUGCAGACUACAGCUUUACUCCGAUCGAAUACUGGCGUGGUGUUUCUAGCCAUGCUAAGGACUUCAUUCAACGGUGCCUAACCAUUGACUCUACGAAGCGCAUCACCGCCCAUGAGGCCCUCCAGCACCCAUUCGUUGCUGGCUUCAUUAAUGCUGAGGGCGAGAGUCAGAAUCUGCUACCUAAUAUCAAGAAGAACUUCAACGCUCGCCGAACUCUGCAUGCGGCCAUUGAUACUGUUCGUGCUAUUAACAAGCUGCGCGAGGCCCAGAACGGUUUGAUGGACGGAGCUCGUUCAAAGGAGCCCAGUCGUGGCACUGCCCGACAACAACCUCAACAACCUUCCACUAAGAAGGGAGACAGUGCCAUUUCCAUGGGUAGCAACCAGCCUAAGGACAGUGGCUACGGAACACAAACUGAGAACGACGUGGUCAUGGGCAACACCACAGCCUCCAACGUCCCUUCCUCAUUGCAGCCCGGUAACAAUGGAAAUCGAGUUGUUGAGACCUCCAAAGGACUUUGGAGCGGGCCAGCAUCGAAGAGGUAG
Messenger RNA from Fusarium coffeatum, 1239 nucleotides. RefSeq lists its product as uncharacterized. Bases 1 to 1239 code for a protein of 412 amino acids. The transcript has 2 exons. The record is from RefSeq and is a predicted model, not a curated record. Gene Ontology annotation, biological process: cellular response to oxidative stress; protein phosphorylation. Lineage: Eukaryota; Fungi; Ascomycota; Sordariomycetes; Hypocreales; Nectriaceae. Gene Ontology annotation, molecular function: calcium/calmodulin-dependent protein kinase activity; calmodulin binding; ATP binding.